Pseudonaja textilis is the source of this 3954-nucleotide messenger RNA. RefSeq names its product zinc finger protein 784 (gene ZNF784). NCBI's taxonomy places the organism in Eukaryota, Metazoa, Chordata, Lepidosauria, Squamata, Elapidae. The record is from RefSeq and is a predicted model, not a curated record. Gene Ontology annotation, cellular component: nucleus. Gene Ontology annotation, biological process: regulation of gene expression.
ACGGCGAUUUGCGUUUUUGACGGCCGACAAAAAAUAAAGGUCACCGACUCUGCCAUUCCCUUUAAUUUCUUUUUCUUUUUUUCGGUUUCACUUAAAGGGGAUGCGCGCGCAUGGGAAGAGAACGGUAGCCCAAGAGAAGCGGGGCGGGGAGAGCUUCCCCCAACCGCUUGUGUUCAACCGAGCGAAGGAAGCUGAAAGUUGCGAAGGGGCCGGGGGCAAAAACCUUCGUGUUAAAGUGAAUGGAGAACAGGUACAGGAGCAGAUGCUGGGGACUAGCCAAUGGAGAUCCAGCUAGUAACAGUGAAGGAAGAGAUUGGAUCAGUUCUGCCCCCUGUAUGCCCCCUGUGCCAGGAAGACCUGCCAAGCCUUGCUGGGCCCCACGAGCAAAUUCCCCAAUGCCAGGGCUGCAGAAACCUCCUUUUGGAGCCUCAGAGCUGGCUGUCCAGUAGUAUCGAGGCUUUGGUGCUCCCUGUGGAGAGGCCUUACAACUGCUCUUUCUGCCCCAAACGCUUCAAGAGGGCUUCAGACCGACGUGAUCAUGAACGGGUGCACACUGGUGAAAGGCCGUAUGAAUGUGGCAUCUGUGGCAAGCGCUUCACUCAGAGCUCAGUACUAUCUGGCCACAUGCGCAUUCACACUGGCGAACGGCCUUUCCACUGCAGUGUCUGCUUUAAAUCUUUCAACAACGGCUCCAACUUCCGCAAGCACCAACGCAUUCACGGCCCACUGUUUGGGUACAGUGAAGGGAGAGUUGGUGAGAAGGACUGCGAUUCUUUGCCUGGAAAGAAACCGGAGCAAGUGAAAGAAGGAAAUGAUGGCAGAAAUCUAGGCCCUACUCUUCUCUUGAAGCAAAACGGCUGUCAGCCCAUUGAAGAGUUAAGAGAAGGCAAGAACAAGGCUGAUCAAAACCUCCAAGGGAGGCAAAGUUGCUUUUAUAACGCUAGGCAAAGCCAAGACGACUGUUGCAGCAGCAGCCAAAGACAACCAGGUGAUAGCAUCGAUACACUCAAGAGGAUGGGACUGCAACAGGAUGAUGCCAGUCUUGGUAUUAAUCUUGCUACAAGGCAGGGCACCCAAGAUGGUCUUAAGGCAGAUGCUCUGAAGGCAACUGAUCACAAUGGGCAUGCUGGAAACAACAAUUGCCGCUAUAGCCAAGAAGCCCUUCCCAAUGGCCACAACUUCAAACAACAACUGCCACAGGCAAACACUGAAAAUCCCACAGAAGGCUCGAGGCAGAACAGAGCAGGGGGACACCAUAUUCAGGAAGAACAGAAGAAAGUGGUUGACAGCUGCCCCGAUAAGUUACAGCUAGAGAGUGGCAGCACCUGGGGGAAAGGCUUCUUACCAGCCGGGGACAACGGGGGCUCUGCUCACAAGCCGAACCAAGAGAGUUCUGAGAUGGGCUUCGGAGUAAGGAGGCUAAAUGGCCUCAGAGGCCUCAAGCAGCGCAGGGCGGGAAGUGGGGUUUCAAAGACGAGGCAGAAUGGUAGAGGGGAAUGCAAUGCAGGGGGAUUCAAUGAAAGCAGAACUUUCGUUCCACAGCCAAAGGAAAACCAUAGCCAGGGAGCUUCUAUCAGUGGCCUUAGAGAAAGAGAGCUGAUCCAGGAGAGUAGCACCCGUGGAGACUUUCAAACGUGGGCCACAGAAAAGUUGAAUGUUCUCAAAGUGGAACCGUCUAAGUGGCCCAAAGAUGGCAUAGCCUGGGAAGAUCCUGCCUCAGAAAUGAGUUACUCUGAAGGCUACAGUCUGAAGGCUACAAGAUCACCUUGGCAAUUGGAGAAUCUUGAUCCACGUUCCCUAUCUUGCAAUGCUUGUGGACCUGAGAGAGGCCACUCUUUGCAGGAUCCGCUUGGAAGCACUGCUCAGCAUAGGGAAGAUAAGGAGAAACCCACCCCUGGCUUUCUUUUCCCAGCUCAUGAACCCUCCGAUGGACAUGCACUGUCUAUGCUUGAAUCCAAGCCGUUUUUCUGCUUUGCCUGCCCCAAACAGUUCCGCCGUGCCACAGACCUGAAAGAGCACUUGAGAGUGCACACCGGUGAAAGGCCCUUUGGCUGCAGCGUCUGUGGAAAACGGUUCACACAGAGCUCAGCCUUAACCACUCACCGGAGGCUGCACACUGGAGAGAAGCCCUUUGAAUGUGCGGUCUGCUGCCGCCGUUUCAAUAACUCCUCUAACUUUGCCAAACAUCGUCGAAUACAUGGGCCAGACAGCGUGGGGUAUAAGAAUAAAGCAGUGGAAAAAGAGCUCUGGAAAGUAAAACCACACUGAUUUUGUUUUUCAGCAGGAAUUCCUACAUUGAAAAGUAGAAUGAAAAACCAAGGAUGAAAUGUGCUAUUACAAUGUUGAUUUUUAGUUAACAAUUUUCAAGACAACUCAGUGCCACCAGAUAUUUAGAAACUCCAUUUCUAUGAAUACCAAUCAGCAAUGUUCAAAGUGGGCAAUUGUGCCCCAAAUCAUUGGAAAGCACCAAAUUGUUAGCUGGAACCUGGCAUUUCAUAGGCAGGCCAGUUGUAUCCCACUUUCCUUGACUUACUGCUUGAUAAAACCAGACACUGGAGACUGCAAUCAAAUUACAAUUUCUGAUUCUAAAUUGUGAAUAACCCUAGACACUUAAAAUGCAAAGGCAGGAAGGAGUAUGCAGGUCUGUAAUGCAUUUAGGUAACCCCAUCCUGGGUUCGAUAUCAGGCUUGAAUUGAGUCACAGGGAUCAGAACAGUUCCAAUUAAUAUUUGGAAUCAUCUAGAAAUCAGUCAAAAUCAUGUUUUGGCAUUAUAGGUAGUUCUCGACUUAACAAUCACAAUUGGGACCAAAAUUUCUGUUCAGUGAGUCAUGCUCAACUUUUGCCACAGUUUUUAGGCAAAUCAUUGCAGUCAUUAAGGGAAUUUUGGGAUUUUAGACAAAUCUUGACUUCCUCCAUUGACUUGUUGGAAGCCAUCUGGGAAGGUUGCAAAUGGUGAUUCCAUUAUCAUGGGAUACUGCAACCAUCAUAAAUACCAGUUUCCAAGUGCCUGCAUUCUGAUCACAUGGCCACAGGAUUGUUUGCAAUGGUCAUAAAUGUAAAUACUGAUUGUAAAUCACUUUCUGUGCUGUUGUAACUUUGAAUGGUUGCCAAAGAAAUGAUUGUUAAGCGGAGGACUACCUGUUUUAUUAAACCCAAGCCAACGAACAUAAGCCUUAAAAGUUUGUACUAAUUAAUGCCUGUUGCAGUUUCUGAAGUGGGGCACAAAAUGAAAAGCAGACUUGGUUAGAUUUGGGGACUGCCUAUGCGCUUCUUGCUAGCUCAAUGGAUGGUGCUCAGCCACUGUGGGUAACAGAAGAUGCUGUGCAAACUCACCCAACCUAGUUAAUAAAUCAUGGUUCUGUUAACCAUAAGCUAGCAUGCUAUGUGAACAGAGCCAUGUUUUGGUCAGAUGUCUGCAUUUUCCUCUUACAAGAAAAAAUUUUUACCUACAAAUUUAAAGUACCUGGGAAGUGAAUAGUUUGUGUUGAAUUUCUAAACUUACUAGCUUGGACAUGAGUCCCAUGGAAUCAAACUGACCUUAGUUUAUGUUGACAUGGAAUAUAAUUUUGCAAUACAUGUAGUUGUUAGAACGCACUCAUUUUAAUUAUGACUGUAUUUUCAACUUGGUAUAAAAUUAUUUCUAAAAUAUAUGCUGCAAAAGUUUUAAGUAAAUAAAAAUUUCUUACAUUAUGCCAAUGAAGUAAACUGUGUUUGUGUGUGUGUGUGUGUGUGUGUGUGUGUACAUGCAUAGGGAAUCUCUAUUGGCAAAUACCCAGUCAAAAUAUUUGUUGACAUUAUACUCUGCGCUGUACUUUUACGGUGGUGGCGCAGUAGUUAGAGUGCAGUCCUGCAGGCUACUUCUGCUGACUGCCUGCAAUUUGGCAGUUCGAAUUUCACCAGACUUAAGGUUGAUUCAGCCUUCCAUCCUUCUGAGUUCAAUAAUUGUAGAGCACA